UCACAUGACAGCUGCCUGGCCACGCCAUGGCGGAAGCCGGGGAGAAGGAAACCAGGUCUAAUGAGGAAUCAACAGAUGAAUCUGAGGAAGAUGAGAGUGAAGAAGAACCUAAGCUCAAGUAUGAACGGCUUUCUAAUGGAGUGACUGAAAUUCUCCAGAAGGACGCAGCCAGCUGCAUGACAGUGCAUGAAAAGUUUUUGGCACUGGGAACACAUUAUGGCAAAGUUUAUUUACUUGAUGUCCAGGGGAACAUCACACAGAAGUUUGAUGUUAGCCCAGUAAAGAUAAAUCAGAUCAGCCUGGAUGAAAGUGGAGAACACAUGGGUGUUUGCUCAGAAGAUGGGAAGGUUCAAGUGUUUGGAUUAUAUUCAGCAGAAGAGUUUCAUGAAACGUUUGACUGUCCUAUUAAAAUUGUUGCUGUUCAUCCUCAUUUCGUAAGAUCCCACUUCAAGCAAUUUGUAACAGGAGGAAAGAAGUUGCUGUUAUAUGAAAGAGGCUGGAUGAAUAGAUGGAAGCCUUCGGUUUUACAUGAAGGGGAAGGAAAUAUCAGAAAUGUAAAAUGGAGAGGGCACUUAAUUGCUUGGGCUAAUAAUAUGGGCGUGAAGAUACUUGACAUGAUCUCCAAGCAAAGAAUUACUAAUGUGCCUCGAGAUGACAUAAGCCUUCGCCCAGAUAUGUAUCCCUGCAGCCUUUGCUGGAAGGAUAAUUUAACGCUGAUUAUUGGCUGGGGAAAUUCAGUAAAGAUUUGCUCAGUAAAAGAACGUCAUGCCAGUGAAAUGCGUGACCUACCAAACCGCUACGUGGAAAUAGUUUUCCAAUUUGAGACCGAAUUCUACAUCAGUGGACUUGCACCUAUCUGUGACCAGCUUGUUAUACUUUCGUAUGUGAAGGAGAUCUCCGAAAAAACGGAAGUGGAGUGUUGUGCAAGGCCUAGACUCGAUAUUGUACAACCCCUACCUGAGUCCUGUGAAGAGAUCUCUUCUGAUGCUCUAACAGUACGAGGAUUUCAGGAAAAUGAAUGUCGUGAUUAUCAUUUAGAAUAUUCGGAAGGUGAAUCACUUUUUUAUAUCAUCAGCCCAAGAGAUGUGGUUGUGGCUAAAGAGCGGGACCAAGAUGAUCACAUUGACUGGCUUCUUGAAAAGAAGAAAUACGAAGAAGCUUUGAUGGCAGCUGAGAUCAGUCAGAAAACCAUAAAAAAGCACAAGAUUUUGGACAUUGGCUUAGCCUAUAUAAAUCACCUGGUGGAGAAAGGAGAGUAUGACCUUGCUGCUCGAAAGUGCCAAAAAAUCCUUGGCAAAAACACAGAACUCUGGGAAUUUGAAGUUUACAAGUUUAAAGAAAUAGGUCAGCUUAAAGCAAUUAGUCGUUACUUGCCAAGACGAGAUCCAGUUUUGAAACCUCUGAUCUACGAAAUGGUCCUGCAUGCAUUUUUGGAAAGUGACUAUGAGGGCUUUGCAACCCUAAUAAAAGAGUGGCCUGGAGAUCUGUACAACAACACAAUCAUAGUUCAAGCUGUAGUGGAUCACCUGAAGAAAGAUCCACAGAACAGGACUCUGCUAAGAACGCUUGCAGAACUGUACACUUAUGAUCAGCGCUAUGGCAGAGCCCUAGAAAUCUACCUAACUCUGAGGCACAAAGAUGUCUUCCAGUUGAUCCACAAACACAAUCUCUUCAGUUCUAUCAGAGACAAAAUUGUUCUGCUCAUGGAUUUUGAUUCAGAGAAAGCGGUAGACAUGCUUUUGGAUAAUGAAGAUAAAAUUUCCAUUGACAGAGUUGUUGAAGAAUUAGAAAACAGGCCUGAGUUACAGCAUGUGUAUUUACACAAGCUUUUCAAAAGAGACCACCAUAAAGGCCAGCGAUAUCAUGAGAAACAGAUCAGCCUUUAUGCUGAAUAUGAUCGACCAAACUUACUUCCAUUUCUCAGAGACAGCACACACUGCCCACUGGAGAAGGCUCUUGAAAUCUGCCAGCAGAGGAACUUUGUAGAAGAGACAGUCUAUCUUCUGAGCAGAAUGGGUAAUAGCCGCAGUGCCUUGAAGAUGAUAAUGGAAGAAUUGCAAGAUGUAGAUAAAGCUAUUGAAUUUGCCAAGGAACAAGAUGAUGGAGAACUUUGGGAAGAUCUCAUUCUAUAUUCUAUUGACAAACCACCUUUUAUUACUGGUUUGUUGAACAAUAUUGGAACUCAUGUUGAUCCUAUUCUUUUGAUCCACCGCAUUAAGGAAGGCAUGGAGAUUCCUAAUUUGAGAGACUCACUAGUGAAAAUUCUUCAAGACUACAACUUGCAGAUCUUGCUGCGGGAAGGUUGCAAAAAGAUACUCGUUGCCGAUUCUCUUUCUUUAUUGAAGAAAAUGCAUCGAACUCAGAUGAAGGGUGUUCUAGUGGAUGAGGAGAAUAUCUGUGAAUCAUGUCUGUCUCCAAUACUUCCUUCAGAUGCGUCCAAGUCCUUCAGUGUGGUAGUGUUCCAUUGCAGACACAUGUUUCACAGAGAGUGCCUACCCGUAUCUAAUACAGUAUCUUCUGUCCAGUUCUGCAAUAUAUGCAGUGCCAAACACCGGGGACCAGGAAGUGCAGUCCUGGAGAUGAAGAAAUAGCAGUGGCCUCGUUCUCCAUGUCAGUCAGUGACACCAAAUCUGUUAGGAUCAUGUAGAGCCACUGUAUUUUUCCAUUAGACAUCAUUUCUGUAUAUAACUUUGUGAUUUGAAAGUGGUUCCUGUAGUUUAUCCUGUUUAUUGAAUAUCUUGGAUAAUGAGAAAAUGUGAAAAUCUUUCUCUGGUAAUCUUUGUUAUGCAAUUCAUAUGUCAUGGUUCCUUUGCUCAGCUUGUUAUUUCAUUCUGGAACAAAAAAAAAAAUAAAAUGGGUAGAAAAAAAC
Molecule: messenger RNA, 2869 nt
Organism: Pseudopodoces humilis (Tibetan ground-tit)
Lineage: Eukaryota; Metazoa; Chordata; Aves; Passeriformes; Paridae
Gene: VPS41
Product: VPS41 subunit of HOPS complex
Biological process (GO): endosomal vesicle fusion; protein targeting to vacuole; cellular response to starvation
Cellular component (GO): late endosome; HOPS complex
Molecular function (GO): protein binding
Source: RefSeq, a predicted model, not a curated record